GGAAAGCUGAAAUCUGGUUCGUCCAGACGUGCGAAACCAAGUCGUAGUUGAAUUGAGCUACGCAGAAAGCGACAGGCUUCAGCCUCAGACUGUAACUGGAGCUAAAAUGGCGCUGACUUCCCAAGGAACAAAGAAGAAAGUUUGCUAUUAUUAUGACGGUGAUGUUGGGAAUUAUUACUACGGCCAGGGUCACCCCAUGAAACCUCACCGCAUCCGCAUGACCCACAACCUCCUUCUUAACUAUGGCCUGUAUAGGAAGAUGGAGAUCUAUAGGCCUCACAAAGCCAAUGCCGAAGAGAUGACGAAAUACCACAGUGACGACUACAUCAAGUUCCUCCGCUCCAUCCGCCCAGAUAACAUGUCAGAGUACAGCAAGCAAAUGCAGAGAUUUAAUGUUGGUGAAGAUUGUCCUGUGUUUGAUGGCCUGUUUGAGUUCUGUCAGCUUUCAACAGGCGGCUCUGUCGCGGGCGCUGUGAAACUAAACAAGCAGCAGACAGACAUCGCCAUUAACUGGGCGGGCGGCCUUCAUCAUGCCAAGAAAUCGGAGGCGUCUGGUUUCUGCUACGUUAACGACAUUGUGCUGGCCAUCCUGGAACUGCUCAAGUACCAUCAAAGAGUUCUGUAUAUUGACAUUGACAUCCACCACGGUGAUGGAGUAGAGGAGGCUUUCUACACUACAGACCGUGUCAUGACCGUGUCGUUCCAUAAGUAUGGAGAGUACUUUCCUGGCACAGGUGACCUCCGAGACAUUGGUGCUGGAAAGGGGAAGUACUACGCGGUGAACUACCCACUCAGGGACGGGAUCGAUGACGAGUCUUAUGAAGCCAUAUUCAAACCCAUCAUGGCUAAAGUGAUGGAGAUGUACCAGCCAAGUGCUGUAGUGCUUCAGUGUGGUGCUGACUCUCUGUCUGGAGACAGGCUGGGCUGCUUCAACCUCACUAUUAAAGGUCAUGCUAAGUGUGUGGAGUACAUGAAGAGCUUUAACCUGCCCUUGCUCAUGCUGGGUGGUGGAGGCUACACCAUCAGAAACGUGGCUCGCUGCUGGACCUACGAGACCGCCGUCGCCCUGGACAGCACUAUUCCUAAUGAGCUUCCAUACAACGACUACUUUGAAUAUUUUGGACCCGACUUUAAGCUCCACAUCAGUCCCUCGAACAUGACCAAUCAGAACACAAAUGACUACCUAGAAAAGAUCAAGCAGCGUCUGUUCGAGAACCUGCGCAUGCUUCCUCACGCUCCCGGUGUGCAGAUGCAGGCGAUCCCAGAGGACGCUGUGCAGGAGGACAGCGGGGACGAGGAGGACGACCCAGACAAACGCAUUCCCAUCCGUGCCCACGACAAGAGGAUAGCCUGCGACGAAGAGUUCUCCGAUUCCGAGGAUGAAGGACAAGGUGGCCGCAGAAACGCAGCCAGCUACAAGAAGACCAAGAGAGUGAAGACCGAGGAGGAGAAAGAUGGGGAAGAGAAGAAAGAUGUGAAGGAGGAGGAGAAAACCCCGGAAGAGAAAAUGGACACAAAAGGGCCAAAAGAAGAGCUGAAAACAACCUGAGCAGCCGAGUCCAAACGGAUGCAUGAGCUUGUCUCUCACACACGUGUACGUGAUGUUAGCCUCCAAGCUAAAAGACUGUAAAUUAUUUUCUAAAACUCCUUUUACUAUUUGUAUUCUUAAUGGGCGGUAUAAAGGUUUUUUUUUGCAUUACACAUGUGCAUUGAAAUGUAAGAUGUCUUUUCCUUAUCACACCCAUCCCUCUCUCUAAUUUUUUAUUUUGCUACAAAUUUUUUUUAGGUAGAAAUUUCUAGUAGCACAUAAAACAGGACCAGGUAAAGAUGGUCAUUAGCUGGUCACAGCUUCACCUCCUAAGUUAUUUGGAAUAAUGGACUUGAAUACACACACACACACACACACUGUUUCCCAUAUUAGGUCUUGUCUUUUCUGGAUGCUGCUCCGUGGCUGUGUCCUUUACCUCAUUUUUAAGAGAAAAACUUUUGUUUUAAUGACGUGUCUGUGUUUAUGGCUCCUGUGGCCAGAAAAUAGCAGUUUUAGGAGUUCCACAGUUCUGUGGCCUUGCAUUGUCCAUAUUAUAUGCUUUUUUUUGGUAAAGUAAAUAAAGAGAACAUGAUCUCA
This is a messenger RNA of Tachysurus vachellii, 2125 nucleotides long. It is a transcript of the gene hdac1, whose product is annotated as histone deacetylase 1. The transcript is spliced from 14 exons. The coding region runs from base 107 to 1549 and encodes 480 amino acids. Lineage: Eukaryota; Metazoa; Chordata; Actinopteri; Siluriformes; Bagridae. Gene Ontology annotation, molecular function: histone deacetylase activity. The record is from RefSeq and is a predicted model, not a curated record.